This is a messenger RNA of Akanthomyces muscarius, 477 nucleotides long. RefSeq lists its product as uncharacterized. NCBI's taxonomy places the organism in Eukaryota, Fungi, Ascomycota, Sordariomycetes, Hypocreales, Cordycipitaceae. The record is from RefSeq and is a predicted model, not a curated record. Bases 1 to 477 code for a protein of 158 amino acids. The transcript has a single exon.
AUGAUCCGCGGCGACCUCGUCCGAACCGCACCUUCCUCCUCCUCUUCCACCUCGACAGCCGGCAGCGGCGCCACCGCCCCCAACACAGCCGUCGCCAUCGGCCGCUACUGCUUCCUGAGCCGGGGUGUGGUGCUGCGCCCGCCAGGCCGCAUGUACAAGGGCUCGUACACGCACAUGCCGCUGCGGCUGGGCGACCACGUCUUCGUCGGCGCGGGCAGUGUCGUGCAGGCAGCGAGCGUGGGCAGCCACGUGUCCAUCGGCCGCGGGUGCACCGUCGGCGAGUUUGCCAUUGUCAAGGACUACGUCAAGGUGCUGGACGGCGCGGUGAUUCCGCCAUUUGCGGUGAUUCCGAGCUUCUCGAUUGUCGCGGGGCAGCCGGCGCGCGUGGUGGGCGAGAUUCCGGAGGGGGGCCAUGAUGAGUUUGAGUUGCGCGACCUGUACAAGACGGUGGGCAACAAUCCGCAGCCAUCGACGUAA